AUGGGCAUAGAGCUGCGUGGCUCUGUGCCGAUCGAGGGUGGAAGGACAUUUGACCAUGUAAAAUUUGACUUCCCUGGAAUUUGCCAUUAUAUUUUUGCUGCACAUUGCAAAGACAAUGAUCAGGACUUCAAUAUCCAGAUUGCAAGGAGCAUCCAGAAGAGGACCAUCAUCUCUUUCACCACCACCAUAGAUGGAGUACUUCUGGAGGUGGAAGAAUCAGGCAUCACAGUAGAUGGGAAAGAAAUUCGUCUACCCUUCAGCCUGAAGAGUGUUCUAAUAGAAGAUAUUUAUCCUUACUUCCGAGUCACCUCCAAACUAGGCCUGACUCUCAAGUGGAAUUGGGGUGACACUCUUCUAUUGGAUUUAGAAGAUACAUACAAGGGGAAAACUUGUGGUUUGUGUGGGAACUAUGAUGGCAAUGGAAAAAACGAUUUGCUCCUAAAUAGCCAUCCACUAUUCCCAUGGCAGUUUGGAAACCUUCACAAAGUAGAAGAUCCAACAGAGAAGUGCCCUGAUGUGCAUGGAGAUAGCAGGAAGCGCCAAAACCGCUCUCGCCAGCAAGCUCAGUGCAAAAGGAAAUACAAAUCCAAGUGCCAGAGAGUCUUGUCCCGCUUUGGGAACUGUUCCAGGGUGGUUGCCAUGGAUGACUACUUAAUCAUCUGUACAGAAGAUAUGUGUGGUUGUUCUGAGAAAUCUUCUCAUUCUGACUUGGUGGCCAGCUGUGUGUGCAGCACUCUCAGCCAGUAUUCCCGAGACUGUGUCCUCAAGGGUGGAGAUCCUGGAAAAUGGAGAUCCAAAGAACUCUGCUUCCAGAAAUGUCCAAACAACCUGGAAUAUAUGGAAUGUGGGAACGCCUGUGCUGACACCUGCUUCAACCCUGAAAGAAGCAAAAUAUGUAAAGCCCCAUGUACUGAUGGCUGCUUUUGCCCUAAAGGAACGAUUCUCGAUGAUAUCAACGGCAAAAAAUGCAUCGCCACUGGCAGCUGCCCAUGCACCUUCCAAGGCAUAGCCUAUACAGCUGGAGACACCUACUCCACCCCCUGCCAAAACUGUACCUGCAUUGGAGGAAAAUGGUCUUGCUUAUCACUACCUUGCUCUGGAAACUGUAAAAUUGAAGGAGGAUUUCACAUUACUACAUUUGAUAAGAAACAAUUUAUUUUCCAUGGCAACUGCCUCUAUGUCUUAGCUAAGGACAUAGAUGGUUCCUUGGUGGUCAUUGGAGAGAUGGCUCAAUGCGGCAUUUCAAGCACUAUGACAUGUCUGAAGAAUGCCUUCAUCACUUUAGGAGGAGCCAUUAAUAUAAGAGUAUGUUCCUGUGGAGAUGUCUAUGUCAAUAAUGUCAUCACAGUGUUGCCCGUAACUAAAGAUGGCAUCAUUCUCUUCAGACCAUCUACAUUCUAUGUCAACAUUGUGACUUCUUCACGGGUACAAAUUCAAGUGCAGCUGAAACCCAUUAUGCAGAUCUUCAUAACAGUAGAUCAAACUUACCAAAAUCGUAUUUCUGGUCUUUGUGGAAAUUUCAACAAUGUGGAAAAGGAUGAUUUUCAGACCAUCAGCAGGAUUGUAGAAAAUUCUCCUUCUGCAUUUGGAAACUCGUGGAAGACAAUGGCCAACUGUGCCGAUGUUCAAGACAGCUUUGAGGACCCCUGUCGGAAAAGUGUUGAUAAAGGAAAAUUUGGGCAGCAUUGGUGUGCCCUUCUCUCGAAUGCAAAUGGGUUAUUUGCCGAGUGUCAUUCCGUUAGCGACCCUGCUCCUUAUGUCAAGAACUGUGAAUAUGACACCUGCAAUGCCGAGAAGAGUAAAGAGGCCCUGUGCAGUGUCUUCUCUGCCUAUGGCAGAGAUUGUGCUGCAAGAGGAAUACACUUGAAAGGAUGGAGAAACGGCAUUUGUGAUGUCUCCACGGAGUGCCCUAGAACUAUGGAGUACAGCUACAAAGUGAAGUUCUGUAACAGCUCUUGCCGUUCACUGAGCGAGCCUGAUACGCUGUGUGAUGUUCAGAUUGCACCUGUAGAAGGCUGUGGCUGCCCUGAGGGGACCUACCUGGUGAAUGAGGAAGAAUGUGUCUCUCUGGAGGAGUGUCCGUGUUACUACAAUGGCCUGCUGAUCCAACCUGGGAAUUCAUUCCAAAAGGACAGGGUCAUGUGCAAAUGCAUUCGAGGACAACUACUUUGCACUAGAAGCACAGAAACUAGGAAAGAUUGUCCUUCUCCUAUGUACUACUUUGACUGCACUUCUGCUGGCCUGAGUGCAACCGGAUCAGAAUGUCAGAAAAGUUGUGAAACGCAAGACAUGCAAUGUUAUGUAACAGAAUGUGUUUCUGGAUGCAUGUGUCCUGGCGGACUGGUGUCUGAUGGUAAUGGCAAUUGUAUUGAGGAGGAGCAAUGCCCUUGCAUCCAUGGAGGAAAUUUCUAUAGUUCUGGCACAAAUAUCACCAUCAACUGUAAUACAUGCAUAUGCCAGAAGAGACAAUGGAACUGUACAAAUAACCCCUGCCAAGGAACAUGCACUGUGUAUGGGAAUGGACACUACUUCAGCUUUGAUGGAGUGAAAUUUGACUUCAUGGGAGACUGUGAUUAUAUCCUAGCCCAGGACUUCUGCCCCAAUAAUCCCCAGCCAGGCACAUUCCGAAUUGUAAUUCAAGACACCGCAUGUGGGAAAUCCCUGACUGUUUGUUCCUUGAAAAUUAGCAUCAUCGUGGAGGAUAGUGAAAUCAGACUUCUAGGAGGGAAAAUUGAGGAGAUAACCAGCAAGCCAGACAUUGAAAAGCACUAUAACAUUUAUCUCAUGGGAAUUUAUAUUAUAAUUGAAACUUUUCAUGGCAUUACCUUCCUGUGGGAUGAGAAGACAACAGUGAUUGUGCAAGUGGCACCUUCUUUUCAGGGCAGAAUUUGUGGUCUUUGUGGUGAUUUUGACAACAGUGCCAACAAUGACUAUACCACUCGAGGGCAGACUCUGGAGAUGCAGGCACAGGCCUUUGGAGGCAGCUGGAAAGUCACCACUAGCUGUUCAGACACAAAGAAGACAGAUUUGUGUGCAAGUCAGCCUUCCAAGCUCGUACUGGGACAAAAGCGCUGCAGUAUUAUCAAGAGUGACGUUUUUGGAGCUUGCCACAGUAAGAUCAGUCCAACACCCUAUUAUGAAUCCUGUGUGUCUGAUUUCUGUGGUUGUGACAAUGUGAGAGACUGUGAGUUCUUCUGUACUGCUGUAGCUGCAUAUUCAAGGAGUUGUAGCAGAGCCGGCAUCUGUAUUGACUGGCGAAGUCCAGGAAACUGUCCUGUUUUCUGUGACUGUUACAACCCACCCCACAAAAGAGAAUGGCAUUAUAAGCCCUGCGGAGAGCCUUGUUUAAGGACCUGCAGGAAUCCUACAGGAAAACGUGACACACUGCUCUACAGUUUGGAAGGCUGCUACCCAGAGUGCAAUGUUGAGAAGCCAUUUUAUGACGAAGAAAAAAGAGAAUGUGUCUCAGUGCUAGAUUGCACUUCAUGUGAUCCAAAAGAAAAACUCUGCUUAAAUGAAUCAAAUGGAAAAUGGAAACUGCCUCCCAUAAAUUCACCAGCAAAACCAGAAAUGAGAAUCACCCCAUGCUCCUGUAAAGUAAACGGAGAGCUGUUAAUUAAUGGCGAAAGCCAGUAUGUGACUAUGGAUGCUCCAGGUUGGUGUAUUUAUGCCUUUUGUAAUACAUCAUGCCAGAUUGAAUUCAAAUAUGAAAAAUGUCUCUCAUUCGCUACUACUCCUCUCCCAAGCAAACUUGCCAUGUUCACCAGCAGACCUUGCAGGGGGAAUGUUCAGAAUUGUGAGAAGAAGCCUCCUCAGUAUUCUGGAUUGAAUGCUGUUCCUUCACUUACGCCUGGAAGUGAUUGCACCGAUCUUGUCCCUCCUAGAAAGUUUCAAGAAUUAUGGAAAUCUGGAAGCUGCCAAAUCGCCACUUGCUUAGGUGGGAAACACAUCCAAGUAUCUGAUGUCCGCUGCCCACCUCAGAAGUUUAAACUCUGUGUUAAUGGACUACCGCUUGUGAGAAAACAGAAUGUAUCUGGCUGUUGUGAGGCUUUGGAGUGUCAGUGUGCCUGCAGUGGAUGGGGAAAUCAACACUAUGUAACAUUUGAUGGAUCGUAUUAUAAUUUCCGUGGGAAUUGUACCUAUCUCCUGAUGAAACCAAUUAGACUUGGCGAUCAGAACUUCUGGAUCCACAUGGACAAUCACUAUUGUGCUCUCACAGGUAGAGCUAUUUGCUCUAUGGCUCUUUUCAUAUUUUACAAUCACUCCACAGUCAUUUUGACACGAGGAGUUGAAAAUGGAAAAGAAGGCAACCUGGUUCUCUAUAACAAUAAAGAAAUCACUCCACCUUUUUCAAUGGAUGGCUUUGAUAUCACCAUCUCUGCUCAAUAUGUGAUAGUUAAAAUACCUGAAGCUGGACUUCACGUCACCUAUGCUCGCCUUACUUUUCACAUAAACCUGCCUUUUAGGACUUUUUAUAACAAUACUGAAGGACAAUGUGGUACCUGCACUAACAACAAGGGUGAUGACGCAUUGAAAAGGAACGGCAGCAUUGCAGAUUCCUUGACAGAGAUGGCAAAGGACUGGAAAGUGAUGGACCUUGUCACUAGACAUUGUAAUUCAGAUCAACACUUGAUGCGGGCUGAAAUGUCACCAUUUAAAAUAGCUACUUGUGUAGCUCCUCCAAUAUGUAAACUUAUCUGGAACUUCACCGCAUGUCACAAUGCUGUUCCCCCACGACCUUACUAUGAUGCCUGCAUUGUGGAUGGAUGCUCCUCAUCACCACAGCAGGGCACUGAAUGUGGAAGUCUCCAGGCCUAUGCAGCCUUGUGUGGGUUCAAUGGGAUCUGUGUGGACUGGAGAAGCAAAGCCAACAAGAAAUGUGGACUCACAUGCUCUCGGGACCAAAUCUAUAAACCAUGUGGGAAGAUGGAAAGGCUCACUUGCUCUAGUGGAGAAAACAAUGUCCAUGCCAAUAUGCCAAAAGGAGACAUGAUUCCAGGAAUACUUGUAGAAGGAUGUUUCUGCCCCGAUGGAAUGUUCCAAUUGAAUCACCAUGAUAGUAUUUGUGUUCCUGUUUGUGGCUGCACAGGACCUGAUGGAGUAUUGAGGCAGCCAGGAGAAACCUGGGAAAAAGAUUGUCAGGUCUGCACCUGCAGCAAAGAGACACUGAACAUUUCUUGUUCACCCCACAUUUGUGCAAAGUCUCCACCAACCAUUUGCACUAAGGAAGGAUUUGUACCUGUAGUGCGGACACAGUCAGAAGAUCCCUGCUGUACAGAGAUAGUGUGUGAAUGUGAUGUAAGGUCCUGUUCUCUGACCAAACAGAAAUGUAACCCAGGCUUCCAGAUUGCAACAGCCACUCCUGAAGAUGCAUGCUGUCCCAUUUAUUUCUGUAAACCCAAAAAUGUUUGUGUAUCUCAAGGCACAGAAUACCAGCCUGGAUCAUUGGUACAUUCAGAUUCUUGUGAUGAAUGCAUCUGCACUGCGACGCGGGAUCCUCGAACCCAAAUCAACCAAAUUAAAUGCACACCAGUGAAAUGCCCUACUCAGUGUCAAGAGGGUUUCCGCUAUAUCCAGGAAGAAGGAAAAUGCUGUGGUGAAUGUGUGCAGGUGGCAUGCAUAGCAAAGCUUUCCUCUGGAAUAGUGAGCAUUGGGGUUGGAGAGACCUACAAGGAUCCACAAGAUAACUGUAUUCAAUAUCUGUGCACCAGAUCAUCAGAUCAAUUCAUUCUGAGUAACACAGUAAUAACUUGCCAAGAGUUUAAUCAGUCAGACUGUGUCCCAGGAACUAUUCGAACUACUCCAGAUGGAUGCUGUGAAACCUGUGUCCUCUUGUCUCAUGAAUGUAAAAUUUAUCAGACAAGGCAGUACAUUGUUCAUGGGUGCAAAUCGGCCAUUCCUAUCAUGGUACCUUCCUGCAAAGGAUCCUGCAGCACCUACUCUGUGUAUUCCUUUGUCACUCACAAAAUGGAGCACGGAUGCACAUGUUGCCAUGCUACAAAAUACCACGAAGUGAGAGUGGAACUGAUUUGCAGUAGCAUGAAGCGAAUCAAAUACAAAUAUCUUCAUGUAGAUGCAUGUGGCUGUGUGGAGACCAUAUGCCCAAACUAG
Molecule: messenger RNA, 6111 nt
Organism: Elgaria multicarinata webbii
Lineage: Eukaryota; Metazoa; Chordata; Lepidosauria; Squamata; Anguidae
Product: mucin-5B-like
Exons: 46
Coding region: 1-6111 (2036 amino acids)
Cellular component (GO): extracellular matrix
Molecular function (GO): protein binding
Source: RefSeq, a predicted model, not a curated record